This is a messenger RNA of Penicillium cosmopolitanum, 1506 nucleotides long. RefSeq lists its product as uncharacterized. Gene Ontology annotation, biological process: transmembrane transport. Gene Ontology annotation, molecular function: transmembrane transporter activity. Bases 1 to 1506 code for a protein of 501 amino acids. The record is from RefSeq and is a predicted model, not a curated record. Lineage: Eukaryota; Fungi; Ascomycota; Eurotiomycetes; Eurotiales; Aspergillaceae. The transcript has 3 exons.
AUGGCAGAUACAGAGAUAAAGGUGUUCUCGCCAGAUUUGAGGAUUCAGACUAAUUCUGUGUCCUCGACGAAGAAUGACAAUGGUAUUGUGCUCGUCCCUCAACCAAGCGAUGACUCGGAGGACCCAUUGAACUGGCCAAUGCACAGGAAGUUGCUUGUGUUCGCCUCCAUUUGCCUGGCUGGUUUCGCAGCCCAGAUGUCGCCGAAUUCCAACCAGCUCACGUUUAUCUAUCAAAUACCGGCUUAUCACAGCACGCAAGCCGCGCUACUUAAUUCUGUGGCGGCAGGUCUUGCAGGCUGGGUUGCCGGUCCGUUCUUUUUCAUCCCCUUUGUUGCGGUAGUCGGUCGCAGUUCGGUUGUGCUCUGGAGUCUGGCGGUUAUUUUUGUAUGCCAGAUCUGGGCGGCCGAGAUGACCGGUCCAGAUGAUUAUAUCUCGUUUACUAUCUCGCGGCUCAUCUGUGGCCUUUUCGGUGGCAUCCCCGCUAUCCUGGGCAGUGGGUACAUCAUGGACAUGUUCUUUUUGCACCAACGAGGCAAGGCAUUCGCAAUCUUUGAAGUGCUUAUUAUUUUUGCGGUUGUUGGUGGUGGCACCCUAGGUGGGUUUAUUGCUGAAACUAAGCCCUGGAAUUAUGUCUUUUGGUGGACCCUGGGCCCCGUUGGCAGUGCCAUCGUGGCUGUUUUUCUCUUCGUUGAGGAUACUACAUUCCCUCGCCGUGAUUCCAUGCUCAGGCGUGCACCUCUUCCGAGGAGCUGGUUUAAAAACCGUGUUGCAACCUUCCUGCCUGGCACAAAGACUCAGCCCUCUAACAAAUGCAAAGAACUGGUAAGGCACAAGCCCUACAAGAGAAGAAAAACCAAGACUAACGAAAAGUCACGAUCUCAGGUCCGCCGGGUAAUCAUUCCAUUCCAAAUCACAUUUUCUCCUAUCACUCUUCUGACGGGUACAUACAUUUUUAUUGCCCUCGGUCUUCCAAUUAUGCAAGCCUCGACACUAGCAACCUACCUCGAACCACCCACCGAAGCAGGCGGGUACGGCUUUUCAUCGCUUCAAAUGGCAUUCUUCACCAUGACCGCCUGGGUCGGCAUCAUCGGGGCGCAGGUCUACGGCUUCUUGUUCAACGAUAAGAUACCCUUAUGGCUGGCUCGUCGCCGUGGCGGAACAUGGCACACUGAGUACAGAUUGGCCAACACUGUCCUACCGAGCAUCAUCCUCCCCAUUGGACUGGGGAUCUACGGCGCGGGACUGGAGUAUCACCUCCACUUCAUGGUUCUGGCGCUAGGCUCGUUCCUGAUCUGGUUCGGUGCUCUGCUAGCUCUUCCUGUCUGCUACAAUUACAUCAUCGAAGUCUCAUUUGGGCUGAUGUCUGUUUUCAUUGUGACGCAGUGGCAGGGCUCUGUUGGUGUCGGAUGGAUGUGGGGGAUGGGUGCUUUCUUUAUACUCUUCGUGGAUAUUAUUAUGCUGGGGAUCAUUCUCAAGGGUCACUUGGUUCGAAAAGUGGACGGGUAG